Molecule: messenger RNA, 1417 nt
Organism: Thalassophryne amazonica
Lineage: Eukaryota; Metazoa; Chordata; Actinopteri; Batrachoidiformes; Batrachoididae
Gene: prcc
Product: proline rich mitotic checkpoint control factor
Exons: 7
Coding region: 1-1215 (404 amino acids)
Cellular component (GO): nucleus
Source: RefSeq, a predicted model, not a curated record
AUGUCUUUAGUAGCCUACGGCAGCAGUGAUGAGAGUGAUUCGGAGUCGGCGGUAGAGAGUCGGCCAGCUGAGGGGCUUUUCUCAGUCCUUCCUGCUCCCAUAAACCUUGAAGGGACCGACGGAGCAAGUAAGGAGACAAAAACAAACCUCUGGACAGGAGACAGUGUGUCCAGCGCUGACCUCGACCCUCAGCCAGCUAAAGGAGGAUUAUUUUCUGCUCUGCCUAAGCCGAAGAAGCGAACAGAGCCUGUUAAAAUCCCGAUACCGCAGAUCCAGAGGCAGGAUUCAGAUUCCGACGAGGAUGAGCCAGCCAAGAAGAAAUUACAACACCGGGGUUCAGGUUCAAGUCUGUCAGCUCUUUUGCCACAACCCAAACACCUGACGGUGAAGGAAACUGAGAGGCCCCUGAUUCCUCACGCCCUCACCAAACGGCAAGAACCCAGAGGACCUAAGCCUGGAACACUUGCCCAGGGUCUGCUCGGUUCUAGUGCAUCUCCCUCUGCAAUCAAAGCAGCAGCAAAAUCAGCCACUUUGCAGCUAGCUAAACAGAUAUCCAGUGAUGAUCAGGAUAACGAGGAGGAAAUGACUCCACAGAACUACUUUUCCUUAGACGAGAGCUCCAAGCCUCUUCCUGAUGUCAUCCCGAGCAUAGAGCCUCAACCAGCAGCCCCUGCAGACCCUUUUUCUUUCAUAGCGCCGAAUGAACCCGGCCAGUCAGAUGCCCCUCUUGAUUUUGGGGGAAACCAUGACAGAGGAGCUGCAUGGGGAACUCAGUACCCUCAAUACCAGGAGCCCAUAGCAGGCCCAGAGGCUUUCCCUCAGGGAUACUAUAAUGAGCCAUACUAUCAAGAUGCUAACCCUGGAUUGGCAGAGGGGGAAGAGCCUGGACAGUCGGCUGUCAUUGAUGAUGAAGCGUUCAUGCGGCUACAGGGGAAAAGGAACAGGGGAAAGGAGGAAGUGAAGUUUUUGGAGAUUAAAGGAGAUGACCAGUUGAGCGGGAACCAGCAAUGGAUGACCAAAGGCAUGACGGAGGAAAAGCAGACCCGCCAGUCCUUCAGCAAGAAAAAAGGUGAACAGCCUACAGGACAACAGCGACGUAAACACCAGAUAACAUAUCUCAUACACCAGGCAAAGGAACGUGAACUGGAAUUGAAGAAUAACUGGGCAGAAAACAAGAUAACUCGCCGACAGACCCAGGCAAAAUAUGGUUUCUAAAUGUCAUCACAUGGACUCUCGGUGGCAUGUCGAUACCCUUCGUCAGAGCUUUAGACUAUUUUGGGGGGGAAUACAUACAGUAUAUUGAUACAUUUUCCCUCUUGUCUUCCAUUCAGUUUUUGUGUUAAAUUAAUACUUAGUGUUUAUUUUGGUUGAAAUCCAAGUCAUUGUCCCUUCAAGACACAGUAGUGUUUUACAAGGA